This is a messenger RNA of Neurospora tetraspora, 1076 nucleotides long. Its product is annotated as Trm112p-domain-containing protein. NCBI's taxonomy places the organism in Eukaryota, Fungi, Ascomycota, Sordariomycetes, Sordariales, Sordariaceae. The record is from RefSeq and is a predicted model, not a curated record. Bases 451 to 834 code for a protein of 127 amino acids. Gene Ontology annotation, biological process: tRNA methylation; peptidyl-glutamine methylation; rRNA (guanine-N7)-methylation. Gene Ontology annotation, molecular function: protein heterodimerization activity. The transcript is spliced from 2 exons.
ACGUACGGAAAGGGCAUGGAGUAGACAAUACCUCGAAUGUUUGAGAUCUGACAAGGCUGCACAACAGGUAGCUACUGGGGUCUGAGCGGGGGUAACUAGCCCAGACGACUAGGGUAAAUUUACUCUAAGAUUAAAUCAUGUGCGUAUUUGGAUCUUGAUCUCAGGGAUUAUCUUUUCCAUAUAACAGGAGCAGUGAUGGUUGUGGUGAUGGUUGCUCUGGCGAUGUGGUGGUGUGUCUGUAAGUCGAAGCAUAAAGUAGCAUCACGUGGACCCAUUUUUAUCCGUUCGAGUCGCUGGGAUAUCGAACUUUUUUUGUAGUACAGUACCGACUUGUAAACCACCACCAGGAAAAUCUUGAACAUCUUUUUUUACAAUCGCCUCGAAACUCCGUCUCGACAAAUCCAAAACAAAUCAAAAUCGAAAUAUUAUAUUCAACCAAAAAUCAUCAAGAUGAAGGUCAUGACACUCAACUUUCUGACCUGCGCGGUCAAGAACUGCAAGUCGUCCAACGACUCGUUCCCGCUGCACCCCAAGGAGGCCGAGCUGGCCAAAGAUGAUAUCGAGAUCAACCCUCAACUUCUGAUCAAUGUCCUGCCCCGCAUCGACUGGGCUGCUCUGCGGACCACCUCUACCGAGCUCGGCUUCCCCACCCUCCCCGAGCAGCCCCCCUCGCCAGAGGACCUCCAGUCCGACGAGGCUCUCCUCAAGGAGCUGCACGAGCUGCUCAUGGAGACCCAGAUGAUGGAGGGCAAGCUCGUGUGCGGUCACUGCGGGCACGAGUACGCCGUCAAGAACGGCGUGGCCAACUUCCUCUUGCCUAGCCACUUGGUAUGAGCGAAGCGCGAAACGGGGUGUUUUCAUGGACUGGUUGGAUCAUUAGAUCGGUUGGAGACCGGUUGGAGAAUAUCCAAUCGAGAAAGCUUCAUCGGAUGAUCAGCGAGUGGUAUGGAUGAAGAAGCGGCUCUCACCAUCGGGGAACGCGAUGCUUGGCUGGCUACAUACGGAGGAGCCAUGAAUGAGUGCUCUGGGUGACUGUUGAGGGUUGAUCAAGGGCUACAGCAUCGAGUUGUCCUUGA